Paramecium sonneborni is the source of this 1085-nucleotide messenger RNA. The record is from the annotation of a GenBank genome assembly. Lineage: Eukaryota; Ciliophora; Oligohymenophorea; Peniculida; Parameciidae.
UAUUUCUCUAAUGCUUGCAGGCAAAGAAGAAAAACCACCUCGACUUACACGAGUAAUCUCACCUUCAACCUUAGUCAAAUCGCGGUAAUUUUGAGAGCGAACAAUUGCCAGAUUAUUUAAGAAGUACCUUCUCUGACACCUUUAAAAUGUAAGAGCCACCCAAACUCUAGAAAGGAAAGAAAAUCUUACCAUAAUAUGCUUUUGGUAACUCUCUCGAAUCACCUUCCUUUUUCCGUAAUCCUAACACAUUGAUCUGCAGAGAAAGCUAUGAUAAUCCAUUCCUAAAACUCAAAACUAAACCUCAUAGCAAAUGGGAAACCUUACGAAGUAGUACUCUCAACAAUUUUGAGUUUUAUAAUGUUAACGAACAGAAAUUUGCCAAUCUCCCAAAUAAAGGAUAUAAAAAUAUUAAAAUAGUUAAGUACUAUGUUUCUUAAUCAUUAUAGUACUGUAACUAAUCAAGUACAUUAUGUUUAGACACCAUAAAUCAAAGGUGAAGAAAAUACUUUUUAGCUUGCUUAUCGAACACUUUAAAAGACAGGACUCUUUGGUAGAAAGCAUGGUAAAUACGAUAUACUAUAGUGGUAGAAUUGUUCACAGAUUUUAUUGAAAAGAAUGAUAAUUAAAAUGUUUAUGGUCAUCUCAAUGAUAGACAAAGACCUAAGGGACGUUUGAGAGAUGUUAAAAACUUCAGUUUCACUCCUUAAGAAUUUGAAAUUUAUAAAAGAAGAGCUAGUCAUUAUCAAAAUUCUAAUCUUAGCAAAUGUUUUUAAAAAUCAGAUUUGCCAAUCGUAAACCAAAAUUAAUUAAAAAAGGAUAAAUAAAUUGAAAAGUACUACUCGAGAGAUUAAAGGUAUUAUUUUUUCAUUAAUUUAGUUAUAUCAAUUCACUUAAUAAUUCUAUAAUUGUAACUCAAAUUGGCAAACAAUUAAGAGGAAAGAAAAUGGAUAAAUAUAAGUAUUUUAUUAUAAAUAUGUAAAGUGCUGAUUUAAAGUUAUUGGAUUAUAGGGAAAAUGAUAUUGCUUUGAUAGACAAAUUUGAAGAGCAUUUGGAAUUUGAAAAAUUAUAUGGAAAUUGAUUAAUUU